Messenger RNA from Aureobasidium melanogenum CBS 110374, 279 nucleotides. RefSeq lists its product as uncharacterized. The transcript is spliced from 2 exons. The record is from RefSeq and is a predicted model, not a curated record. The coding region runs from base 1 to 279 and encodes 92 amino acids. Lineage: Eukaryota; Fungi; Ascomycota; Dothideomycetes; Dothideales; Saccotheciaceae.
AUGCAGUUCUCCAUCUCCACCAUUACGAGCGUUCUUGCUGCUACUGCAGCUGCUCUCCCUACUGAGAAAGUCCAUCCCAAGAGAGGUACCAUCUCUGUUACUCCUCACGUUGAGUACAGCUCCAGUGUUAGCGUCCUCGGAUGCAAGACCAACACCAAUAGAGUCGCCUACUGGCCUAGGCCCAAGACUUGUCAGGGCCUUCAAACAGGCGACUCAGAUGCUGCCAAGAAAGUGUUCGAUAUUGGUCCCAGUAAAUCACGGGGACCUGAGAGGAUGUGA